Messenger RNA from Aureobasidium vineae, 315 nucleotides. The record is from the annotation of a GenBank genome assembly. Lineage: Eukaryota; Fungi; Ascomycota; Dothideomycetes; Dothideales; Saccotheciaceae.
AUGUUUGCCGGCGCUUUCUUCAGAGACUAUCAGGAUGCACAGCUCCGUGAUCCCUUGACACUGCCCCGCCAGCAAAUGCUCGGUGUUGGAGCCGCGAUGGCUGCUAACAGACUCUCGCAUUUCUUCGAUCUCAGAGGGCCUAGUAUGGCCAUCGAUACCGGAUGUUCUACCACGCUCACUGCAUUACACCAAGCGUGUCAAAGCCUGCGGACUGGCGAAAGCGACAUGAGCAUCGUUGGCGGCGCGAACGUCAUGAUCAACUCUGAUAUAUUCGUCACCAUGUCUUCUCUACAGUACGUCGAUUCUCUAAUCUGA